AUGGCCCACCUCACCAUGGCGAACGCCACCACAGGGAGCACCAGCACGGCGCACAUCCUCAUGAUUACCCCCACCGAGAUCAGCACCAUGGGGACGGUUUUCCAGCACAGCAAGCCAGACCUAAAGAGCUCAGCCUUCACCUUGGCUGGUUCCCUUAGUACAGUGAACUCACACCCUUCCGAGACCUCCAACAAAGUCUAUCCUCAGGACUCCUCUUCCAAAACCUCGGAAAGCUGCCCUGAAGAAGACGAGCACGUUCAGAAGCACAAAGUUGUCCGAGCCCCGCGGGCCCACAAGAAGGUGCACUCUUCGGACUUGUUGUGUUGGUUGUGGGAAAAAUUAAGCCAGCUCAUUUGGGGUCUUCGGAGAAUGCUCAGGAAACUGGUUGACUCCCUGGCCUUUGAAACCUUCAUCAUCUUCAUCGUCUGCCUCAACACCAUCAUGCUUGUGGCUCAGACCUUCGCUGAAGUCGAGGUCCGGGGUGAGUGGUACUUCAUGGCCUUCGACUACAUCUUCCUCUCCAUCUACAUUGUGGAAGCUGUGCUCAAAAUCAUUGCUCUGGGCCUCGCAUAUUUUUUGGACCCCUGGAACAAUCUGGAUUUCUUCAUCAUGGUCGUGGGUAUGCUGGACUUCGUGCUCAUACAGGUCAACUCUUCCUCCACGCGUGCGAUCCACAACCAACGCAUCUUCCGCAUCUUCAGGGUCUUUAAGACCCUGCGAGCAUUGCGGGCGAUCCGAGUCCUUCGGAGGCUCAGAUUCCUGACCAACCUCCAGGAAGUGACUGGGACCCUGGCCCGGUCCUUGCCGUCCAUCACCGCCAUCCUCAUCCUCAUGUUUACCUGCCUCGUCCUGUUCUCUGUGGUGCUCCGGGCACUGUUCCACUACUCUGACCCCAAACGCUUCCAGAACAUCUUCACCACCAUCUUCACGCUCUUCACCAUGCUCACCCUGGACGACUGGUCCCUCAUCUACCUGGACAGCCGGGCUCAGGGGGCCUGGUACAUCAUCCCCAUUCUCAUGAUCUAUAUCAUCAUCCAGUACUUCAUCUUCCUCAACCUGGUGAUUGCUGUCCUGGUGGAUAACUUCCAGAUGGCGCUGCUCAAAGGCCUGGAGAAAGUGAAGCAGGAGGCAGCCGAGCUCCAUGAAGAACUGUUGGAUGACUCGGUGACGAAGCUCAUGGAAGCAGAGCCUAAAGAGGUGCUGAGUGAACACACUAUACAGAAGCAGCUCAUUGAGAAAAAGUUUGGAGCCAUGACUGAGAAGCAGCUGGAGACCCUGUUCCACUUCCUGCAGCUGGUGGCUGGCGUGGAGCAUUACCAGCUGAAAUUCCGCUCCCAGGCCGCUGUCAUCGAUGAGAUUGUGGACACCACAUUCGAGGCUGGAGAAGAGGACUUCAGGAAGUGA
Messenger RNA from Budorcas taxicolor (takin), 1404 nucleotides. It is a transcript of the gene CATSPER1, whose product is annotated as cation channel sperm associated 1. The record is from RefSeq and is a predicted model, not a curated record. Gene Ontology annotation, cellular component: membrane; CatSper complex. Gene Ontology annotation, molecular function: voltage-gated calcium channel activity; calcium-activated cation channel activity. Gene Ontology annotation, biological process: regulation of cilium beat frequency involved in ciliary motility; calcium ion transport; spermatogenesis. Lineage: Eukaryota; Metazoa; Chordata; Mammalia; Artiodactyla; Bovidae. Bases 1 to 1404 code for a protein of 467 amino acids. The transcript is spliced from 13 exons.